AUGUUGGAGCCGUUGAAAACUGAGCAAGUGCAAGUGGAUGCUGUGUUGCAAGUGGUGACUGGGCUUUUGGCAACUGUUCUUCAACUUGUGACAUCAUUGACUUCCUCAGUUGGAUCAGUUCCUGGAACCUGA
Caenorhabditis elegans is the source of this 132-nucleotide messenger RNA. RefSeq names its product Holin (gene C06H5.11). The transcript has 2 exons. NCBI's taxonomy places the organism in Eukaryota, Metazoa, Nematoda, Chromadorea, Rhabditida, Rhabditidae. The record is from RefSeq and is marked reviewed. The coding region runs from base 1 to 132 and encodes 43 amino acids.